Molecule: messenger RNA, 4069 nt
Organism: Amphiprion ocellaris (clown anemonefish)
Lineage: Eukaryota; Metazoa; Chordata; Actinopteri; Pomacentridae
Gene: mtmr1a
Product: myotubularin related protein 1a
Exons: 20
Coding region: 293-2368 (691 amino acids)
Biological process (GO): dephosphorylation
Molecular function (GO): phosphatidylinositol-3,5-bisphosphate 3-phosphatase activity
Source: RefSeq, a predicted model, not a curated record
GCAUUUCUAGUAGGUUUUAACUGGGCGGCGCUACAGAGCGAGGAAGAGAUGUGAGUAAAGCAGUCAGUAGGAAGCGCAAAUAACCAAAAGAGACGAAGCAACGAGACCCGCCAGAAAACCUGAGCAGAUUUUACUAACGACCGCCGCUCCUGACCAAACAAAGGGCGGCGUCUGCAGAAGGAGGAUACUGGAGUUCACCCGAGGUUUAACUUCAUCCGCAUCUUUGCACUGUAUCAGAGGAAAGCAUCCACCCCCGCCCCGCUGACCCAGAAAGUAAACAGUUGUCUGGCAGAUGGAGAAGCAGGCCGGAGCGGCGGACGGAGCAGGGCCGAACAGAAACCCCUGGGGCUCCCCGACCAGCGGACCAGGCGCCGGUGAUGCCCUGGACAGUCCAACAGGUUCUCACGUAGAGUGGUGUAAACAGCUGAUAGCAGCCACUAUCUCCAGUCAGAUCUCAGGAUCAGUCCAACCAGACUUUGUGAACAGAGACAACAAGGCUGGGAGAAGACCAGAUUUCAUGGUGUCCAAGAGGCUGAAUCCCAGGGAUUCACAGGAUGAAGGGCUUUGUCACCAUGGAGAAAGUGAUUCUGAGCAUCCUUCCAAUGCUUUGAACCUUUCGGCUCUGAGAUACGGAGCACAGGCCAAAAUGUUCCAGAACCAAGUUCCUCUGCUGCCGGGGGAGACCAUCAACACCACAGUGAAAGAUGUGAUGUAUAUCUGUCCAUUCAGUGGUCUGGUUAAUGGGACCUUGACCAUCACAGACUACAAGCUGUAUUUCACCAGCGUGGAAAAGGAGUCUCACUUCGUUCUCGAUGUGAACCUGGGAGUCAUCAGCAGACUGGAGACCAUCAGUGUUCCCAACCAGGGAGAGAACACCAAAGGACUGGAGCUGGUCUGCAAGGACAUGAGGAGUCCCAGGUUUGCCUAUAAAACAGAGGAGAGCCAGCCAGAUAUAGUGGAGGUCUUGACUAAACAUGCCUUCCCUCUUUCACACAGCCUGCCGCUGUUUGCCUUCCUGUACAAGGAGCAGUUUCCUGUGGAUGGCUGGAAGGUGUAUGAUGCAGCAGCGGAGUACAGACGUCAGGGCCUACCUAAUGAGAGCUGGACCAUCAGUAAGAUCAACAGCACCUACGAACUAUGUGACACCUAUCCCUCCAUCCUGGUCAUCCCCACCAACAUCACAGACGAUGACAUCAAGCGAGUGGCGUUGUUUAGAGCCAAGCAUCGCAUACCGGUCUUGUCCUGGAUCCAUCCAGAGUCUCAAGCCACCAUUGUGCGCUGCAGCCAGCCAUUAGUCGGACCUUCAGACCGUCGCUGUAAAGAAGACGAACGUUUCCUCCAAAUCAUCAUGGAUGCCAAUGCUCAGUCCCACAAGCUCACCAUAUUUGAUGCCAGGCAGAGCAGUGUAGCCAUUACCAACAAGGCGAAGGAUGGAGGGUAUGAAAGUGAAAGUUUCUACUCCAACGUAGAACUGAACUUCCUGGAAAUCCCGAACAUCCACGUAAUGAGGGAGUCUCUAAGGAAGAUGAAGGACGUAGUUUAUCCAACCAUAGAUGAAGCCCAUUGGCACUCUGUGAUUGACCAGACACACUGGUUGGAGUAUAUACGGCUGUUAUUAGCAGGAGCAGCAAAGAUAGCAGACAAGCUGGAGUCUGGGAAGACGUCGGUGGUGGUUCAUUGCAGCGAUGGCUGGGACAGAACUGCCCAGCUCACUUCUUUGGCUAUGCUAAUGCUGGACAGCUACUACCGCACACUCAGAGGCUUCCAGGUUCUGGUGGAGAAGGAGUGGAUUAGCUUCGGACACAAGUUUUCUGCUCGGGUGGGUCACGGUGAUGAGAAUCAUGCAAACUCGGAGCGCUCACCUCUCUUCAUCCAGUUCAUUGACUGCGUCUGGCAGAUGAGUCGACAGUUCCCAGCAGCCUUUGAGUUCAAUGAGCUGUUCCUGAUCACAGUGCUGGACCACCUCUACAGCUGUCUAUUUGGUACAUUCCUCUACAACAGUGAACAGGAGAGGAUGGCCAAGGAGGUUCAGGCUAAGACUGUGUCCCUGUGGUCCUACAUUAACAGCCAACCAGAGGACUUCACCAACCCCUUCUAUGUGGAUUAUGAGAACCAUGUUUUGUAUCCACUGGUUUCCUCCAGACACCUGGAGCUGUGGACCAGCUACUACGCCCGCUGGAACCCACGCAUGAGACCACAGGUGCCAGUGCAUCAGACACUGAAGGAAAUGCUGAUCUUACGAGCGGAGCUCCAGAGGAGGGUGGAGGAGCUGCAGAGAGAAGCUUCUUCCCACUCCCUGUCCUCAUCCUCUGAACACUCCUCCUCCCCCACACACACCACAGGAACCCCACUGCACACUGCCGUGUGAAGCACCACCACACUUCACCGUCUGCCACACAAACACACACUUAUAUGCAGGUUUUAACCCAAUUACAGCGAAUGCUGAAGAUAACAAUGUUUACAACCUGAGGGAUUCAUAAAUUAUAACAGUUCUAGAUUUAUACGAAAAUAUUUAGCAAAAUAAAGUGAUCUCAAAGUGUUCACAAAGUAAAAAAAAUAUUUAUGAAAAUAUUAAAAGCUAAAGGUGCAUUUGGAGAGUGCAGAUUUCUACCAAGGCCAAUCUUCCACUUUUAUAUGAAAUGUGAUUUCUGCAACAAAUUUAAUGGUUCGACCAUGCUUCACCUCUUUAAGUUUCAGGAAAAUCAGCUUGGUAAUGAAAACAUUUCCUCCUUGGCGGAUUUUGCUAGACCUAACUGAACCUUCCUGUCAUAAUUAUUUCCACUGAUUUCCUCAGUUCAGAACAACCUGCUCCGUCUGUACUUUGAGGAAUUCAGUUUGUGUGUUCAUAAUUACAUUUAGACUUGAUCCUCGGUUCAAGUGAUUUUAUUUUUGUAUAAGGAGCUAUUACAUGUUUCAGGGAUCUGACUAUAGACAGCUGACAGGCAUGUGAUGCAAACAACUUUGCUUUUUAAAUAAAAUAACUGCAUGCCCCCGACACUUUGCUUUGUCAGUGUUUCAGCAAGAAUCUUAAUUAUCAGCAAUGCCAUUGUUCUCUCCCGAGUUUGAACUGAGCUCUUUUAUGAACUCUUUUUUUUCAUUAAUGGCAGCUGUAAUAUUUUUAAAGUGGAAGAAUAAUUUUUAGAAAUAGAAAUCACAAAAAUAAUCACAAUGGUUGCAUGAAUCCCAGUCAAACAUUUACUUCAUGACCCCUGUAGAUCCCAUCCCUUAUAUAAACACAUUGUGAUCCUUCACCUACCUCCCAUGUGCAGACACUGCCACAGCAGAGACCAAAACAGAUCGACAACUGACAGUUACUGCCCCUUGUGUAUUACAUUCCAGUUGGAAGCUCAUCAUUUAUUUUUCUGUUAAUUGGGUGGAUGGAUACGUGCUUUGAAAACGGGAUGAAAGUUUGGAUUUUUUAUCAAGUCUUGAAGGUUAAACCUGCAAAAGUGCUCCUUAAUAUUCACUGGAUUGCGACCAGAAAAAUGUUCAGUGUUAUCUUUUGGUGACUAUUUGUUAAAUAGGAAUGGCAAAUAGAACAACAGUCAAUCCGCAUUGAAAACCUUGUUAGUUACCCAGCUAAUGUGUCAAACUGAACUCAGUUUUCUAAAUGUUUGUCAUACAGUCGAUAUAAUGGUAAGUUUAAUGUGUUCUGAGAGGUUUCAUUGCAGACUUGGAUUUUGUUUCAGGAGGUUCAUUAAAUUUUAAAUCCUGUACAACUGCAGUUGAAAAACACUGUGUGCUACAAUAGUGUCAUUCAAAAUGCACUCAUUGAAGUAGUGUUUAAAUGAGCACACACCAGGUUUAACCCUCUCACCGUUCUGCCCUCUUUUAUUACUAUUUUUUGCCUUGAUGAUGUAUUUGUACAGUGUAAUAGCAGCCCUUUUAGUCAAAUGCAGUGCCACCUAGAAAGUCCAGUACCUACAUGUGGAAGCUUACGUGAAUGUUGGUUUUUUUUUAUGUGAACAUCACGUUUGUCUACUUAUGUGAAGCUAAACACAAAACCUCCUAAUGAGCCAUAUUCACUUCUGACAUUCCAUUUAAAAAAUAAAACAGGAACAAUUCAGAA